AUGACAGAUGAACCCAAGCAAGUUAACAAAGUGAAUGCUCUUUUGUCUCAUUUCCAAAUGUUUUAUGCAAAUCAACCUGUUGAAAAACCACUGCCUACAGUGCCCAUCAAGAACAACGGCAAGGCAUUAAACUCUCUGCUUAGUCUACCUAUGCAACGGUUCUACAACGCCAUGGAAGAAGAUCGUGAAACAAGGCGUAUCACCCUCAAUAUGAGUCAAGAUGAUACGGUGCAAGACAACAUGACAGCACCAGAGCACCGACCCAAGGCAAACAUGUUGGGCAUGUUGAUGCAUCAUAGCAUUCAAAAGGCUACUUGGACAGAGGAUCCAUUGAGAUUGUGUCUUGUUGAUUCAACAAUUCCACCUCAUUCAUCUCCUCAGCAGCAGCAGCAGCAGCAGCAGCAGCAGCAGCAGCAGCAGCAGCAGCUACAGGAAGAACACUGUGACCUUCAGUCCAUGAUGCCGUUCAGUCAGCAAGACACAUUGCCUUAUGCAUUCAAGCCAAAAUCAGCAUUGGUGUAUCAACAGCUCAUGUCGAAGCUUUACGUCGUGAUGGGCCAUAAUCAAUGGAUCAACAAUGCCAGUCCAACCGUUGCAGGCCAGCAGAAUGAGGAUGCCAACGACCAAGAGAAGGAAUUCAGCAAAGAGUAUCUUGAGCUUGCUUUUGAGCUACCCUACGCUACAGCUACAUGGACCCCACCUACGCCACCGCCCAAGGAAACCACCACCACGCCUGCGUGUCCGCCCCCCUUCAUAUUACCCGUGGAGGCCUAUAGCGACAUUUAUGAGUGGGAUCAUCAGGACACUGCCCAACCUUGGCUCCACGCACGAGAGGAAGAGUCUUACUAUGCGCAAUCACUCAUGACAUAUUCACCGCGUGCAUCCACAAGCGUGUACUAUUUCGAGGACGACGAACAACACCAACAACAAGAGGUAGCUGAAGAGUCUUGGGAAGCCAUAUUCCAUCCGCUCAGUACGUUCAAGCACAACAAGGGCGAACUUGAAUACUAUGCUUGGAAUUCUGUCAAUUUGCCUGUAGCGGCUGCUCUGGUAGCUCAACGUGUCACUCAUCCAACCUCGCAUUCUAUGGACGACAUGUCAGCCAUGCAUUUAACAAGCACAGUGAUUGAAGCUACCAUUCCUCAUAUCAUGCCUACCCCACCUUUGAAACCGUCGCCUGUCUUGACAAUCGUAUCAGCAGAAGACGAGCACGAGCUGGAAAAGAACAGCAGUGACCUUACUUUGGUCAACGAUGCUGCAUCCUCCUCAUGCGAGAAGCGGGUGGCAGAAGGGUACUACUACGACAUGCUUCAAAAGAUCCGUGGCAGUAAUGCCUCAUCACUGGACGAAAGUCGCUCCAUAUUGCAAUCCACUGGUGUUUCUGUGAUGGACGACAAUAAAGACACACAGCAACACACAGCCCAAGAUCUGCAGUCAUCCUUCAAGCGACACGCAUUAGCAGCUGCAUUGCUGCUCGGAAAACUGAAUCGCAGCAAAUCCGCUAGCCAAUCUAAUACUAUAAAGACACCCACAAAACCCACCUUAAUGAUAGAUCACAAUGUAUAUGCUAUGGAGGAUGAUAAGCCGGUUGAAUUGGCUGAUCCAGAGGCGCUUAUGAUGGAAAGACCUCGUUACUGGACUGAAAAGAGGCUUUUCUGGACUGGAUUUGUGUGUCCUCUCUUAUGGUAUUAUGGCAGUGUUCACAUUAGAGCUUCCAGUAGCACUCGUUUACUUGAUCCAAGCGAUUUACGCUGGCAAAAGAGAUGUCGUCUUGCAGCCUUGUAUUUCUCUAUCGUUUUGUCUGUGGUUAUCUUGGUUGCCUGUGUCAAGGCAGCUGGCAGUGCAGGUAUCAGACAAACACAAACAGAUACAAUUAGAGCAGUGAUUGCGGAUUAG
This is a messenger RNA of Mucor velutinosus, 1896 nucleotides long. RefSeq lists its product as uncharacterized. The record is from RefSeq and is a predicted model, not a curated record. The transcript has a single exon. Lineage: Eukaryota; Fungi; Mucoromycota; Mucoromycetes; Mucorales; Mucoraceae. Bases 1 to 1896 code for a protein of 631 amino acids.